Erinaceus europaeus (western European hedgehog) is the source of this 930-nucleotide messenger RNA. Its product is annotated as olfactory receptor 1A1. Gene Ontology annotation, cellular component: membrane. The record is from RefSeq and is a predicted model, not a curated record. The coding region runs from base 1 to 930 and encodes 309 amino acids. Gene Ontology annotation, biological process: G protein-coupled receptor signaling pathway. The transcript has a single exon. Lineage: Eukaryota; Metazoa; Chordata; Mammalia; Eulipotyphla; Erinaceidae. Gene Ontology annotation, molecular function: olfactory receptor activity; G protein-coupled receptor activity.
AUGGGAGAAGGAAACCAAUCGUCCGUUCUUGAAUUCAUCCUCCUGGGAGUAAGUGGUCAACAGGAACAAGAAGACAUCUUCUUCAUACUCUUCCUGUUCAUUUACCCCAUCACACUGAUUGGAAAUCUGCUCAUCAUCUUGGCCAUUUAUUCUGACAUUCGCCUUCAUAGUCCCAUGUAUUUCCUCCUUGCCAAUCUCUCCUUUGUUGACAUUUUCUUCUCCUCUGUAACCAUCCCUAAGACACUAGCCAACUAUAUCAUGGGAAGCAAAGCCAUUUCCUUUGGAGGAUGCCUGGCACAGAUGUACUUCAUGAUUUCCUUAGCUAACACAGACAGCUAUAUCCUGGCUGCAAUGGCCUAUGAUCGUGCUGUGGCCAUCAGUCGCCCACUUCACUACACAAUAAUUAUGAGUCCACGGGCUUGUGUUCUGCUAGUUGUUGGCUCUUGGGUAAUUGGAAACUCCAAUGCCCUCAUCCACACUCUACUCACGGCUAGCCUUUCUUUCUGUAGCAAGCAGGAAGUAGCCAACUUUUACUGUGACAUUGUCCCUUUGCUCCAGUUGUCCUGUUCUGACAUCCAGUUUAAUGUGAAGAUGAUGUACCUAGGGGUUGGUGUUUUCUCUGUGCCCUUGCUGUGCAUCAUCAUCUCCUACAUCCGGGUCUUUUCCACAGUCUUAAAAGUUCCAUCCACCAAGGGCGUGCGCAAAGCCUUCUCCACCUGUGGGUCCCACCUCACGGUUGUGUCUCUGUACUAUGGGACCGUCAUGGGCAUGUAUUUCCGCCCUCUGACUAGCUAUAGUUUAAAGGAUGCUGUGAUAACUGUGAUGUACAUGAUAGUGACCCCAAUGUUAAAUCCUUUCAUCUACAGUCUAAGAAACCGGGACAUGAAAGCUGCCCUGGGGAAACUCUUCAGCAAGAGAACGACCUUAUAA